UACUCAGCUCAUCAGCUACUCUACUCUCCCACUUGCUUCCGCUGCUUCUCCUCUCCAUAAGAGCACCCACCAACUCAGCCUCUCCUCCCAUCGCCGCCGCCAAUGCCGGCCUCCACGGCCUCGCCACCGCCGCACCUCGUCUGAACCCCCGUCUUGCUGCCGCCGGAAACCGCGUCGAGAAGUUAACCAUGGGGUCUGGCUCACUCCUCCUCUCCCUCUUGCUGGUGCUCGUCGUCGUCAAUGUCGGGGUGGCGGUGAACCAGGACGGGCUGUCCCUGCUCGACGCGAGGCGCGCGCUCGCCGCCCCGGAUGGCGCGCUGGCGGACUGGAACGCGCGCGACGCCACGCCCUGCAGCUGGACGGGCGUCUCCUGCGACGCCGGCGUCGGCGGCGGCGCCGUGACGGGGAUCUCCCUCGCGGGCCUCAACCUCACCGGGUCGUUCCCGGCGGCGUUGUGCCGCCUCCCGCGCGUCGCGAGCAUCGACCUGAGCUACAACUACAUCGGCCCCAACCUGAGCUCCGACGCCGUCGCGCCGUGCAAGGCGCUCCGGCGGCUCGACCUGUCGAUGAACGCGCUCGUCGGCCCGCUCCCCGACGCGCUCGCGGCCCUCCCGGAGCUCGUGUACCUCAAGCUCGACAGCAACAACUUCUCCGGCCCGAUACCGGAGUCGUUCGGCCGGUUCAAGAAGCUCGAGUCGCUCUCCCUCGUCUACAACCUGCUCGGCGGCGAGGUCCCGCCGUUCCUCGGCGGCGUGUCCACGCUCCGGGAGCUCAACCUGUCCUACAACCCGUUCGUGGCGGGGCCCGUGCCCGCCGAGCUCGGCAACCUCUCCGCUCUGCGCGUGCUCUGGCUCGCCGGCUGCAACCUCAUCGGCGCCAUCCCGGCGUCUCUCGGCAGGCUCGGCAACCUCACGGACCUCGACUUGUCGACGAACGCGCUCACCGGCUCGAUACCGCCGGAGAUUACGCGGCUGACGAGCGUCGUGCAGAUCGAGCUGUACAACAACUCGCUCACUGGGCCGAUUCCCGUGGGGUUCGGCAAGCUCGCGGAGCUCCAGGGCGUGGACCUCGCCAUGAACAGGCUCAACGGCGCCAUCCCGGAUGACUUCUUCGAGGCGCCGAAGCUGGAGAGCGUGCACCUGUACGCCAACUCGCUGACGGGGCCCGUGCCGGAGUCGGUGGCGAAGGCGGCGUCGCUCGUCGAGCUGCGGCUGUUCGCCAACCGGCUGAACGGCACGCUGCCGGCCGACCUCGGCAAGAACAGCCCUCUGGUGUGCGUGGACAUGUCCGACAACUCCAUCUCCGGCGAGAUCCCGCCGGCGAUAUGCGACCGCGGCGAGCUCGAGGAGCUUCUUAUGCUCGACAAUAAGCUCUCCGGUCGCAUCCCCGACGGGCUCGGGCGUUGCCGGAGGCUGCGGCGGGUGCGGCUGUCGAACAACAGGCUCGACGGCGACGUGCCCGCCGCGGUCUGGGGCCUGCCGCACAUGUCGCUGCUCGAGCUCAACGACAACCAGCUCACCGGAGUGAUCUCUCCGGUCAUCGGCGGCGCGGCCAACCUGUCCAAGCUGGUGCUGUCCAAUAACCGGCUAACUGGUAGCAUCCCGCCGGAAAUUGGCUCGGCCUCGAAGCUGUACGAGCUCUCCGCCGACGGCAACAUGCUCUCCGGCCCGCUCCCUGGGUCUCUUGGCGGCCUCGAAGAGCUCGGCCGGCUUGUUCUCCGGAACAACUCGUUGUCAGGUCAGCUGCUCCGGGGAAUCAAUUCUUGGAAGAAGCUUAGUGAGCUCAACCUCGCCGACAAUGGCUUUACCGGAGCAAUUCCAGCAGAGCUCGGCGAUUUGCCGGUGCUGAACUACCUUGACCUCUCCGGCAACCGUCUCACCGGUGAGGUACCAAUGCAAUUGGAGAAUCUGAAGCUGAACCAGUUCAAUGUCUCCAAUAACCAGCUCAGUGGCGCGCUUCCGCCACAGUAUGCGACGGCGGCAUAUCGAAGCAGCUUCUUGGGCAACCCGGGGUUAUGUGGAGAUAAUGCCGGUCUAUGUGCCAAUUCACAGGGAGGUCCUAGAUCCCGCGCUGGCUUCGCCUGGAUGAUGCGCUCAAUUUUCAUAUUUGCGGCUGUUGUUCUGGUUGCUGGAGUUGCGUGGUUCUACUGGAGGUACCGGAGCUUCAACAAUUCUAAGCUAAGUGCCGACCGUUCGAAAUGGUCAUUGACAUCAUUCCACAAGCUCUCAUUCAGCGAGUAUGAGAUCCUGGAUUGUCUUGAUGAGGAUAAUGUGAUUGGUAGUGGCGCAUCCGGGAAAGUGUAUAAGGCAGUGCUCAGCAAUGGUGAGGUGGUUGCCGUUAAGAAGCUUUGGGGGUUAAAGAAGGGGACGGAUGUUGAGAACGGGGGUGAAGGAUCCACAGCUGACAACAGCUUUGAGGCGGAGGUGAAGACUCUUGGCAAGAUUCGCCACAAGAACAUUGUCAAGCUCUGGUGUAGCUGCACGCACAAUGACACCAAGUUGCUGGUGUACGAGUACAUGCCCAAUGGUAGCCUAGGAGAUGUGCUACACAGCAGCAAGGCUGGUUUGCUGGAUUGGUCGACGCGGUACAAGAUUGCUCUGGAUGCAGCGGAGGGGUUAUCCUAUCUUCACCAUGACUACGUCCCUGCGAUCGUCCAUAGGGAUGUCAAGUCGAACAACAUCCUCUUGGAUGCUGAAUUCGGUGCCCGUGUUGCAGACUUUGGGGUUGCCAAAGUGGUAGAAGCCACUGUCCGGGGCCCCAAGUCGAUGUCAGUGAUCGCGGGUUCAUGUGGUUACAUUGCACCUGAGUAUGCAUACACACUCCGCGUCAAUGAGAAGAGCGACAUAUACAGCUUCGGAGUGGUUCUUCUUGAGCUCGUGACAGGGAAACCGCCAGUCGAUCCAGAGUUCGGCGAGAAGGACCUGGUGAAGUGGGUGUGCAGCACAAUUGAUCAGAAGGGGGUAGAACAUGUCCUCGACAGCAAACUCGACAUGACCUUCAAGGAUGAGAUCAACAGGGUGCUGAACAUCGCCCUCCUCUGCUCGAGCUCCCUACCGAUCAACCGCCCGGCGAUGCGCAGGGUGGUCAAGAUGCUGCAAGAAGUGCGCGCCGAGGCCACAAGGCCAAGGCUGGAGAAGGACGGCAAGCUGUCGCCAUACUACUACGAGGACACCUCCGAUCAAGGGAGCAGCGUGUAAAGGUAAAAACCCCCAAAAGAGAAGAAGAUGACAAUAGGCCAAUAGCUGCUUCCAUGAAUCUUCUCCCAUGGCUUGUAGAGCUGUAGCUAGGUAGGAAAGCUGCAAUCAUAACCCAGUCGUGUCCAAAAUUCUAUAGUUGCUGAUUUUGAGCGCUGAAUUUGCUCGCCGCCGACGCCGGCCUCCGACAGCACGGUUAACUCUGGAGCUGUGCACUCCAGUCCGGCAAUGGAGGACAGUAAGCUGGUGGGUGCCCGGUGUUCUUGGUUGUCCUUGCUGUAUGUGGACCGUGCCAUUGAUGCCGGUAGGGCAGAUCGCUCGUCUGCUGUCCAUCGAGAGAAGAAAAGUCUGUGACGGAAUCAAAUGUAGGUGUGUACUGUAAUUAGUACUGCUACUUUGCCUUUUCUCCUGAGAUAAGCUAGGAGUAUUGUUCAAGGCUCAUGGUGAUGGCCCAUGGGGUGGUUGGAUCAAGUAUUUCCUGCUCUUCAACUCAGCAGGAGAGAUGGAAAUACUAAUGCAAACGAGUGAAUGAAUGAAUCUGACCUCUUUAUUACGAGUACUA
Molecule: messenger RNA, 3756 nt
Organism: Oryza sativa Japonica Group (Japanese rice)
Lineage: Eukaryota; Viridiplantae; Streptophyta; Magnoliopsida; Poales; Poaceae
Product: receptor-like protein kinase HSL1
Biological process (GO): protein phosphorylation
Molecular function (GO): protein kinase activity; protein binding; ATP binding
Source: RefSeq, a predicted model, not a curated record